AUGGGCUGCUGGUGGCCCUGGGUGAUGCUGGGCACGUGCCAGGGCAUGGCAGGAGAAGAGAUCACUUCGUUACACAGAGAAGUGGAGAAGGUGAAGGUUGAUCAGAAGAGACUGGAUCAGGAGCUCGACUUCAUUCUGUCCCAGCAGAAAGAGCUGGAGGACUUGCUGACCCCUCUGGAGGAGUCUGUGAAGGAGCAGAGCGGCACCAUCUACCUGCAGCACGCCGAUGAGGAACGGGAGAGGACCUACAAACUGGCUGAAAACAUCGAUGCUCAGCUGAAGCGCAUGGCACAAGAUCUGAAGGACAUCACAGAGCACUUGAACACAACAAGAGGCCCAGCAGACACGAGUGACCCGCUUCAGCAGAUCUGUAAAAUUUUGAAUGCACACAUGGAUUCCCUGCAGUGGAUUGACCAGAACUCAGCUGUGCUGCAGAGAAAGGUGGAAGAGGUGACAAAAGUCUGUGAGAGUCGCCGCAAGGAGCAGGAGCGCAGCUUUCGGAUCGCAUUUGAUUGAAACGCUCCCAAGUGCAAAGGAUGAACAUAAAGCCUCCACAGAAAACAACAGAGGUGUUAGAGGUCUGAAAUCAUGACCUGGUUUUGUUUCUUUUCUUGCAAUAAAAUGUGUUGUUUGUUCCAAAUACA
This is a messenger RNA of Pseudopodoces humilis (Tibetan ground-tit), 644 nucleotides long. Lineage: Eukaryota; Metazoa; Chordata; Aves; Passeriformes; Paridae. The record is from RefSeq and is a predicted model, not a curated record.